AUGAUCUUGGAAUGCCGGACCUCGAAAUCAUUCCGGCAUGGACCCCACUUCCCUGCCCGUCCGUUGCAUCCAAUUCUGGGUGCGAGCUCCCUGCGUUUUGGGCUUGUGCUGACGGCCAGGAGUGGGUUAGGCGGUGAACAAGAGCAGAAAUUUUUCACCAAGGACGAGAUCCGCUCCCUCGUAACCAAACGCUCCGACUUCGAACACCUGAUCCUUUCCCCGGGCACCAAGCCCACCGACUUCCUCUCCUACAUCUCCUGGGAGCGCUCCCUCGACCGACUGCGCGCCAAGCGCUGCCGCCGCCUCAACCUCUCGCGCUCCUCCUCCUCGCGCGCCAGCCACGCGCGCACCUUUGGCAUCUUCGAGCGCGCCGUGCUCAAGCACCCGGGCUGCGUGCCCCUGUGGCGCGCCUACCUGGACUUUGCGGCGCACGAAGCGGGUGCUGCGAAGCGCUGGCGCCGGAUUUGUACAAGGGCGUUGAGGCUACACCCGACGGAUGCGGGGCUGUGGGUGCUGGCGGGGCGGAGGGCCGCAAUGGCGGGGGAUAUGGAGAGGGCGAGGGCGCACUUUUUGAGGGGCUGUCGGUUCUGUACGGGGGAUGUGGUGCUGUGGGUGGAGUAUGCGAGGUGUGAGAUGGAGUGGUUGGCGAGGGUGGAGGCGAAGAAGGCGGGGAAGGGGGUGCGGAAGGGGGUGAAUGUUAUGGAGGCGGUUAAGGCGACGGAGGCGGUGCAGGAGGGGGAUAUUGUGCUGUUUGAUGAGGAGGAUGAGGAUGAUAGUGGGGAUGAGGGUGGGCUGAUGCUCCCGGAUCCGGAUGCGCAGGGCGGGAAGAUGGCGAAGGCCGAGGUUUUCGACGAGGAGGCGACCAGGAAGAUGGAGCAGAGCCCUGCGCUGAGCGGCGCCAUACCAAUGGCCAUUUUUGGCAUUGCGAAGAAACAACCCUUCUUUGGGCCUGCCGCGGCCGAGACGUUUUUCGACGCCUUUGCUGGGUUUGGUCACGUCUCAUCACAGGCGAAGAUCGUCCAGCAUGUCGUUGACACGAUGGUUGAGUUGUUCCCCAACCACCCAUGCACUUGCAGCUGCCAGAUCCGCCAGCCGCUCGUUGGGGUGGAUGUUCUUACCGCUGCGUUCCCCAAGGCGUUGCGCGAGUCGUUGGCUAGGUUGAAGGUUGGCAUGGAAACGACACAGGACAAGAAGGAGCUGGCGAACAAGGUCGUUGCUUGGACCGACGUUAUCCUGGCGAUCGAAGGUCUGGAUGCGGCCGUCAAGACGGUGCUGGAGCAUACGAAGCGGUCACUGGAAGACUCCACAUCUUGA
Molecule: messenger RNA, 1314 nt
Organism: Chaetomium globosum CBS 148.51
Lineage: Eukaryota; Fungi; Ascomycota; Sordariomycetes; Sordariales; Chaetomiaceae
Exons: 3
Coding region: 1-1314 (437 amino acids)
Biological process (GO): maturation of SSU-rRNA from tricistronic rRNA transcript (SSU-rRNA, 5.8S rRNA, LSU-rRNA)
Cellular component (GO): Pwp2p-containing subcomplex of 90S preribosome; small-subunit processome
Molecular function (GO): protein binding; snoRNA binding
Source: RefSeq, a predicted model, not a curated record